Messenger RNA from Cinara cedri, 3242 nucleotides. The record is from the annotation of a GenBank genome assembly. Lineage: Eukaryota; Metazoa; Arthropoda; Insecta; Hemiptera; Aphididae.
CAACUGGUUUACGGGCAUGGGAUCUAGUAUUUUAAUGAAGUACACUUAGUGAGUACUUACGUAUUUUUAAAUCAUAAGACAGAUCCAAAAUGAGGAAAUCGGUAAGUGGUGUUGUAAUAGAAAUUUCAAUUUCAAAUUAUUAUAUUUUAACAUUUAAUAAUAUUAUAUUAGACCAUUUUGACAAUAUUUGGUAUGGUGUUUCUGGCAGAGUUAGUAGAUUCAUGCGAUGUUAAUUUGAUUAAAUCAAUGGUAAUUAGUGUGUGCUCAUUAAAUAAAAAACGUUCAUCUAGUUCUGACAGUCGUUGGUCAGUAAUAGAAAAACAAUUCGAAAUUUCACCAAAUUCGGAUGACAUUGAACGGCAAUUUAAAGAAUUGUUUUUGGACAUUGAUGAACCUGAAGAAUUACUUAUGAUAAAAUCAGAUGCAAAAUCUAAAACAGGUAUUUAUUUAUUUUUCUAACUAUGGUUUACAUAAAAUAAACUGAGUACCAAGGUCAUAAUGAUGACUGAUGAUCUUGAUCUGAACAUAUUCUUCAAGGAGUGAUUACUUGUAUCAAACUUUGUCAAGUUGGUACAUUGAAGAGGUCAUUUUUAAUAUUCUUUGUAGUUUUAUUUAAUACAAUAAAAAAACCUUGAACACACUAAAUAACAGUUUAUCAAGAAUAAUAAGUUCCUGAAAGGUUUACUAUAUACAAUAUGCCUACAGUACGUUUCACGAAACUAGUGAUUCCGCAGUAAAUUAUUUUAAGGAAAGUAGUAAAGUAGGAAAGUACAUUAUAUAGUAUUAAAUUCAUAUUUUUUCAAAUCUCGCAAUAUUUUUAACAUAGAUUAUCAUCGAGCUAUAUAGGUAUAGGAUAUAAUCUAUAGGAUAGGUGAUUUAUCAGUAGCGGAGAGGAACCCCAAAAAAUUAAGUUUUUCAUAAUAGUGCAACACAUACAUUAACAAUAAAACAGGUUACUACAUUAUUAAAAAACUAAGUAUAGACUAUAAUAAUAGUAAUUAAUAGUAAUAAUACUUUAACAAUUAUUGUAAAUAUCUAGGAGUUUGUUUCAUGAACAAAUCUAUAACAUUUUAUCAAGGCUGUAUCUGAAGAGCCGGUCCAUGGGAUCCAGAUCUCCGUUCUUGACAUUUCCUAUACCACAGAAUCAUUAUUUUCACCACUAUAACAUGCCACUAAUACUGGUCUUUUUUCUUUUGUUUCUUGCGACUAAUAGUUUAGCUACCCGUAGUACGUUUCAUAUUUAGGAGCCAAUAAAAAAAUUUAAAAAACACGGGUCUUUCAAAAAUUGCAAAAUCAUAUUUUUAAUGUUGAAUUUUACGGGAGUCGCAUAGGCCUGUUCUAAAAAUAAAAUGUUAUCGAUGGAUGGCUAUUUACAAUAAAAAAAACCAAGGUACGACCUUGUGGUUAUUGACGUUGUGUGAAAUAUUACAGUAAAGUUGAUCCCGAAGAAGUUCUAAACAAGGUUCACUCUAAAAAAAAAUAGAAGUAUAUUAUUUGUUUAAAAUAUGUAUAAUGUAUUAUAAUUAGUAUUUAUGUGUGAUUUAAUUUUAAUUUUUAAUUUAAUUUGUAAUGUUUUUUGUUCAAUUUUAAAAAAGAUUAAAAGUCAACUAUAUUUAUUACACAAUAUGUCAAGGUGUAAAUUUUAUUUAUUUAAUUAUACUUACUGGAAAAAAUCUCGAUACGGCCCUGUAUCUUUCGGUUUAACAUUAUAUUUUAUUCCAUUUUAUUAUGGAUAUUUAUAAUGGUAUAGCCCAUUCAAACGAUUUUCUCCCAUUCUCGUUUUCAAAUACGAUUUAAUCGAUUCCAAAGUUGAAAAAGACCUCUCGUUUGUCAACGUUGUGCUUGCAGGUAAUGCUGCUAGAUUAAAGUUGACGUAUGUUUAGAAAAUAUGGGUAUCUUUAAAUGCUUCCAUUGGUGUACUGAUUUUUGAUUUUCACUCAUUUUUUAACCGAGAUGUUAAAUCGAUAAGGGGAGGGGGCAGAGUCCGGACCCAAUAUGUCCCCAUUGUCUUCGUUACUGUGAUUUUUAAUCAAUAGGUAUCCCGAAUGCAACACAAAAUAUGACAUUUUUAUUUUAAUAUAUGAAUAAUUCGAACAGAGGCCCGGUCCACUGGUUUGGAAAAUGUAUUAAGUAUUUAUAUUUAUGUAUAGUCUACCUAUAUAUAUAUUUUCUAAAAUAAUUUGAUUCAAUUUAUUCUUGUGCUAGAACCGACGACCACGAUUCAAAAUCGUCCUCAUUACUUGUCGAUUUAUACGCGAAACAAAAUGCACCGUAAAACUUCAUCUCCAUCGCCUAAAUUAAUUAGUAAGGUUUCGGCUUAAGAUAUUAACGCACUUGCGUACAGGUAUUUUAUUUUGUAAAAUCGUAAUAUCAUUAAACUUUCAGACGAUAAUGUCAGAACUUCAGCAAUUAUAAAACGGGAUAAUAUAUCGCAUAUGGUCACUGAGUGCUGCAAGAGAGCGUGCAGCAUCGACGAUUUCAGGAAUAUUUGUGGCAAGAAAUAAUGACAAAUAAUACAAUUUUAACACACCGUGUUUAAUAAAAUUAUGGUUAAUAUUAUUAUCAGUACGUCGGUAUAUAAAUAAAAAUACAUAAAUAAUAUUAUAUUCAUAUAAUUGUUUUGUUCUAUUAUAUUCCAUAUAAUGGAGCGAACAGAUAAAUAAUAAUAAUAAUAAUAAUAAUAAUAAUUGUCAUAAAAUCAGACUUGUUUUAUAAUAAUUUUUUAAAAAUUGUUAUUACGCAACGACAAUCUUAUCGCCGUGGACUAAAAUUGUGCAAACUUAACACAGGAACGAAUUACUUAUAAUAUUAUAUAUAAACACGCUUAUUAUAUAAUAUAUUAUAAUAUGUAUAUAUAUAUAGGUAUUAUACCUAUACAAAAUAAAUUAAAACUAACACUGGACUUGAUGAUGUUUAUAAUAUUUUUGUUUUUAAUUUUUCGUUUUCCUAUGUAACAUGCACUUAUUGUGUUUAAUAUAAUAUGCGCAGACGUACAAAAAAAAAAAAAAAAAACAAUUUAUUUUGAGUAGGUAUAUGAUACAAUAUGAUCAAUAAGAUAAAACCAAACAGUGUUUGAGAUUUUUGUGUUGUUGUUAUUUUUUCAAAAAUGAAGACAAGUAGGUGUUAUGUUAUUCCCGAGUUUCAGUGUUGCGUUUUAGUUAUGAUGACCGAUGGAAUUUUGUCGAAAUACGGUGUUACAGUUUUCACUCGUCCUGGUGAAGGGUCCUGGACGAUCAUCGACU